AUGGCCCAGCCCUACCCUCCAGCCACAUACCCACCACCCCCACAGAAUGGCAUCCCUGCAGAGUAUGCUCCUCCGCCACACCCACACCCAGCACAGGAUUACUCAGGGCAGAGCACAGUACCUGAGCAUGCCUUGACUCUCUAUACGCCAGCACAGAGCCACACUGAACAGCCGGGCACUGACGCCAGCACGCAGUCCAUAGCGGGCACACAAACAGUACCGCAGACAGAUGAAGCGGCACAGACAGACAGCCAGACGCUACACCCGCCGGACAGUGGCUCUGAUAAGCAGCAGCCCAAACGGUUACAUGUUUCCAACAUCCCUUUCCGCUUUCGGGACCCUGACCUGCGGCAAAUGUUUGGGCAAUUUGGAAAGAUCCUGGAUGUUGAGAUCAUUUUCAAUGAACGUGGCUCCAAGGGUUUUGGGUUUGUAACUUUUGAAACUAGUGCAGAUGCCGAUCGGGCACGGGAGAAGCUGAACGGCACCAUCGUAGAAGGACGCAAAAUUGAGGUCAACAAUGCCACAGCACGGGUAAUGACAAACAAGAAGGCGGCCAAUCCCUACACAAAUGGUUGGAAGCUGAACCCUGUAGUGGGCACCGUCUAUGGCCCUGAGUUCUAUGCAGUGACAGGUUUCCCAUACCCAGCCACAGGAACAGCAGUAGCAUACCGAGGGGCACAUUUACGGGGAAGGGGCCGCACAGUCUACAACACGUUUCGGGCAGCUCCCCCACCACCUCCCAUCCCCACUUACGGAGCAGUGGUUUACCAGGAUGGAUUCUACGGUGCUGAAAUUUAUGGAGGUUAUGCAGCCUACAGGUAUGCCCAGCCUGCAGCAGCAGCAGCUUACAGCGACAGUUACGGCAGAGUUUAUGCAGCUGCAGACCCCUACCAUCACACCAUCGGCCCUGCUGCCACCUACAGCAUUGGCACCAUGGCUAGUCUAUACCGAGGAGGGUACAGCCGCUUCACUCCCUACUAG
Messenger RNA from Gekko japonicus, 981 nucleotides. It is a transcript of the gene RBFOX3, whose product is annotated as RNA binding protein, fox-1 homolog (C. elegans) 3. The record is from RefSeq and is a predicted model, not a curated record. Gene Ontology annotation, molecular function: mRNA binding. Gene Ontology annotation, cellular component: cytoplasm; nucleus. The transcript has 11 exons. The coding region runs from base 1 to 981 and encodes 326 amino acids. Gene Ontology annotation, biological process: regulation of alternative mRNA splicing, via spliceosome; nervous system development. Lineage: Eukaryota; Metazoa; Chordata; Lepidosauria; Squamata; Gekkonidae.